This is a messenger RNA of Cajanus cajan (pigeon pea), 1139 nucleotides long. Its product is annotated as Thioredoxin superfamily protein. The record is from RefSeq and is a predicted model, not a curated record. Lineage: Eukaryota; Viridiplantae; Streptophyta; Magnoliopsida; Fabales; Fabaceae.
AUACAUAUAUUAAAGUGUUGGACAGCACAUCAUUACAUGCAAUAAUUUUCGUGGAAAAAAAUUGAAUUAUUUUUUGAAUAGGGUUUGGUUGGUUGGGUGUGAGUGAGAAUGAAGAUGUCGCGGGUGGCAACACUGCAAUUCGCGGCGUUUCAGGUUUUGGUUGUUUUGUUGAGUGUGGGUUCUGAUUACAUACCCCCUUCAAGAUUUGAUGGAUUUGUCUACGAAAAUGGGUCGUUGAAUUUGUUGGAUACUAUUUUGAUCGAAGCGUUUUAUGAUCCUGUGUGCCCAGACAGCAGGGAUUCAUGGCCACCACUCAAACAAGCUCUUCGUCACUAUGGUUCACGAGUUUCGCUCCUUCUUCACCUCCUCCCUUUACCUUACCACGACAAUGCUUUUGUUACCUCUCGUGCUUUGCACAUCGUGAACACGUUAAACGCAUCUGCAACGUUUCCCUUGCUGGAGUGGUUCUUCAGCCAUCAGGAGAAAUUCUAUGGGGCUCAAACACGGAACUUGUCUAGGGCUUUUGUUAUAGAGGAGAUAGUGAAGUCUGCAACAAAAGUAGUUGGGAGAUCUUAUUAUAACGCCAUAAAGAAUGGCUUCAAUGACACAAAAUCUGAUUAUCAGACCAGAAUUUCUUUUAAGUAUGCUGCUUCGAGAGGGGUGUAUGGAACGCCUUUUUUCUAUGUCAAUGGAUUCUUGUUGUCUGAUACUGGAGCUUCCAUUGACUACAAGGCUUGGAGGAAGAUCAUUGACCCAUUGGUUGGUGCUAAGAAGGGUGUCAACCGUAAUGAAGAGUCCCCUCAUUUGUACUUAUAAAGAUUGUAGGUGUAUAAAGAAGUCCAGUUGCAUUAGGACUUUAUUAGUGAAGGAAUCUAAAGAAUGCGUCGGCUGACUCAUUAUAGGUGCUGGUGCCAAGAAUGCAACAAUGGGAUCAAAUGUUAUAAAACAUUCCUUAGUCCUUUCAUAUACAUAAAAGUCAUGGGUUGGACUAUAUGGUACAGGGGGUAAUUAUGUGAUAUGGGAUAUAUUAAAACAUUCCUUAGUCCUUAUGCCUAUGUUUGAAAAGAUAGAAUGGAAUGGGAUGUAUUAAAAUAUAAUGAAAAGUAAUAGAAUAAAAUCUUCUAUACAUUGUUUGGAUA